Psylliodes chrysocephalus is the source of this 6084-nucleotide messenger RNA. The record is from the annotation of a GenBank genome assembly. Lineage: Eukaryota; Metazoa; Arthropoda; Insecta; Coleoptera; Chrysomelidae.
GUCAAAACUAAAAAAAAAUAAUUCCCAGUUCCCCAGCUUUUUGAUGUUUGGAGCUGGUAGUAAUUUGUGAUUUGUAUUCCAUUUUUAUCCAUCCAUUGACCCCGUUGAAAUAAACGGUACUUAAAUAAGGGCUGGAGUCAAAAAUAAUGGUGAAAUAACACUUAAAAUCAAGAAAAUGAUGAUUUCAUAAUUGAAAACCAUCAAUACAUGAGGCAGGUAUAAGGCACUUUCCUAGUUGCCAUUGACCAUAUUAGGCUUUGGGAAUUUGCAGCAAAAAUGGAUUCAAUUAAUAUUGUUUGUCCUGUGUGCACUCUAUAUCUAAGACCAGGAAUAACUCUAAAGGAGCAUUUGACUUCACACCCUAAACAAAAAGUGAUUGAAGCAUUAGUCAAACUAGCAAGUGUAGAUGAGCCACCUAAAAGUCAAAAUGUCACAUCUACCUCAAGUUUUUCACCACCAUUGAGUUCUGCUGGCACUAGUACUAGUCAGGUAAAUUCAACAGUUGCCAACCCAUCAUGGAACCAGUCUACACCAGUUCAACUUGGGCCACCUUCACAUAUGAACUCAUUACAUGGCAAUCAUGUGUUUAUUUAUCAACAAAGCAUGAGUACAUCUGCUCCGCAGGGUAAUGUUUUACAGGUUAAUCCUAUGUCACAACAGUAUGUGUACCACCCUGCUGUUUUUAGUCCUCAGAUGAUGCCUUAUAUGUAUCAACAGCAGCAGGUAAUUUUAGCUAGCAACUCAGUACAUCCCCAAAUUAGAGCAUUGCCUUUUGAAUUAUCCGAUAGUGAAGCUACAGAUGUGCCUGAAGUAGCCACUAUUGAAAAUAACAAUGAAAGUCAAAAACAAACCCCCACUGAAAUUGAAAAAGACACGAUCGAAAAUGGGGUAUUUUCAUCCGAAAGACAGGCUGAGGAAUCACCGAAUAAAACUAUAACAAAGAAGGAAUUGGAUAGUCUUCAUCAUGAACAUGAAAUAAAAACCAUGGAGGAUUUUGAGCAAGAACAGACUCAAGUAAAUGAAAUCCCUCCUGAAGAAUAUCAUGAUAGUGCAGAUGAAAAUGAUUUAGAUAUCACAGAGAGGGAAGAACUUGUAGCAUCUCCUUAUUCAGAACAUGCAGAUUGGAAAGAUGACUCUGAACUAAGUAAAGCAUGUCAAACUCAACAGGCAAGUACUCAUUCCCCAACUUCACCAGUUAUAGCAAGGGAACAUCUAGUAGAAAAUGAGAACCAAUUUGCAAAUGUAGAUCAGCCUGAAUACUUUUACUUAGAUCCUCAAAGUGGGCAUUACACUGAGAACUUUCAAGAACAAGAAAACAAUGAAACUCCACCUUAUAGUGUACACAAAAAAACUGACAAUUAUGAACAGUCUGAGCCAAUAUAUACAUCGGCCAAUAUAUUGCAUGGUAAUGAUCAUUUAGAUUUUAUGAAUUUAGAUGAUAUUGUUAUUAUAGGCGAAUUUAAUUCAAAUCCAGUUGCAUCACAGGUUGAACAUUUUGAAAAUACAUUACAUGAUAGACCUCGAGUUCUUAUGACUAUUGGGGAAAUUCCUGACCAUCAAAAGAUUGACUGCCUUGAAUCAAGAGAUUUUGAAGAAAGCAUGUCCAGAAGUAGUUCUCAUGUUAAUAUAAGAUCUGAUGAAAGAAUGCCUGCACGUGGUGAACUAUCUGGCCAAGAAAGUUUAGGUGGUAAUAGUGAUAUCUCGAAUUGGAAUAGACUACAUUAUCAAGAAGGUGGUUCUUAUGAAAUAAUUGAACAUGAAUCUUGGCAAGCUUCAGAUAGUGAAAGUAUUGACACACCUUCAAUGAAAAGGCAGAAUUCUACUCAAGUAUCUUGUGAACAAAAUGGUUACGAUGACAAUGACUUGCCUACUAUAAUAGGAUAUUCUGGACCACCUCUUAACUUUAAAUGUUCUACAUGUGGAGAAGACUUUGCCAGUUCUAAAGAUAGAAAAGAACAUGAAUUAGAAAAUCAUCCAGAAAAAUCAAAAUGUACCAUAAUUGGAAGUGAAAUUGGCAAAAAAAAUGUAAAAAAACUUGUAAUAAGGGCAAAAUCUGAGAGCACUAAAACUGAACCCAAUUUUGAUAACAUCUUUACAAAUAAAUUAAAACUGGAAAGUCAAGGUGAAGUAGUAACAGGGGAGUCUGCAUCUUUAGAAACUCCUGUUAAAACAGAUGAACCUCCAGUAGAGCUUGCAGAUAUUAAAACAAUAUGUCCCAUUUGUGAAUGUGUUCUAGAAAAUGCCAAAUGUUUGAAACAACAUAAACUUGAAAUGCACAAAGAAACGGCUACAGUCAAGCAUAAGUGUUUAACAUGUGGAGAGGUCUUUCCGAAUGAAUAUAAAUACACAGAUCAUUUAAAGGUUCAUCCUUUGGAGUGCAGGCUUUGUGGAAAAUUAUUCUAUAGGAAGCAGAACAUCAGGUUGCAUAUGAAGAGACACUUAGGUUUGAAACCUUAUAAAUGCGAGAUAUGUGAAAAGUCAUUUGUUACUAGACAGAAACAUGAUGAGCACAAAAAUAUUCAUACAGGUGAUGCUCCAAUAAAAUGUAACUUAUGUAAUGAAAAAUUUAGAAGACAUUCCAACUUGAUUCAACACAGAAACCGCCAUCAUUUCCAAUUAAAGAAAAAAAUCAAAGAUUACAUUUGCCAAUGCGGGGAGAUCUUCCAUUCAAAGAAAAAAUUAGCCUGGCACAAAGAAAUUCAUGAUUCCAAACCUAAAGCUUGCAGCCAGUGCAGUGAAAAAUUUCUUCAUAUGUCAAGUUUAACUAGACACAUGCGUAGGGCUCACAACGAAAAUUUCCUUCCAGAAGAAACUCGUCAAAAUGAAAAUGUUGAGUGUCCAAUAUGUAAGGGUACUUAUUUAAAAUCAUCAUUGGAAGUUCACAUAAAAACCCACAGUGGCACUAGGCCCUAUGCUUGUUUAAUGUGCAAUAAAGACUUUACAACAAAGUGGAAUCUAAAACAACAUAAAUGGACACAUGCUAGUAGAACAUCAAAGCCUUUUAAAUGCGAUUUGUGUAAAGCAGCUUUUAUACGCGAGUCUGAUUUUACCGCACAUGUAAAUUCACAUAAGAGUGUUCGCCCUUACACUUGCAAUCAUUGUGGGGCGCAAUUUAUAAGAAAGUACAAUUGCCUUCGGCAUGUGAAAGAACAUGAAAACAGUAAGACUUUUAAUUGCAAAGUGUGUGGGAAGAAAUUCCACAGGUCUUAUUACCUUAAAGACCAUAUGCGAGUUCAUACUGGCGUAAGACCCUAUACCUGUCACAUUUGUGGUAAAACUUCGACCACUAAGUCAAAUCAUAAUAAACAUGUACAAAUUCAUCAUGCCAGAGAACCAGAGCGUGCCGAGAGUCUUGGGGGCCCACUCGCAUGAUUUUUCUUGGGGCCCCCACACAGACUAAAAAAUAAGUAAACAGAAAAUAUGGCUCGUUGGAGAAUAAAUGAAAUGAUUUUACGUUAGAAAAAACCAAUGCGUCCGAUGGUUGCAAAAAUGCGAAAUCUGUAACAUUUUUUACUGACAUAAGUAGAAAAAUAUAUUUUGUGAGAAUACCCUGAUUAAUUUGGGAGCCUCCGAAUAACCGGGGACCCUCCCGCACCGCGGUCCCUGCGGGCACGUCAAUAAAAAAAAUGUAUUAAAGACCAUAACAGAAAAUAUGGCUCGUUGGAGUAUAAAUUAAAUGAUUUUACAUUAAAAAAACAAUGCAUCCGAUGAUUGCAAAAAUUGCGAAAUCUGUAACAUUUUUUACUGACAUGUGAAAAAUGUAUAUUGUGUGAGGAUACCCUGAUUAAUCGGUCCCUGCGGGUCCGUCAGGGACGCCACUGGUUUUUUGAAACUAGCAAGUAAGUUGGAAUAUGUUAUUUAUUUACUAAUUUUUUAACUAAAUCUUGUGGAAAAGUUUGAUAUUAUCCUUGUAAGAUAAAUUAAAAAUAUGUAUUAACAAAAUUUGUAGGGUUGUUUGAGGGCCACAUUUUAAAAUUACAUAGAGGUAUACAGAGUCUUGAGUCACCCUGUUUACUAAUAAGCAUAGAAUAAAAAUAUUACUAAAAAAAAGUAAUACUUGAUAUUACAAAACUCGUGUAGGUGAAAAAACUAUUUUUCCACAGUAUGCAAUUGACUACAGCGAGUUUAGUUUUGAUUUACUUACAAUUUUCAUAUAAAAAUCCCAAUAUCUUUUAGAGUACUUACCUUAUAUAACCUAGGGAAACCAUAUAUUAAAAGAAUAGAAAAAAUAAGAGUAAUCUUAAUCUAAAUUGAUAAACUGGCGUUCUGGUUAAAAAAAAAACAUGUUUGGUUCGUACCUGAUUCAUGCAACACCCGUAUAUCUAUGUAAUUAUAAAAUAUGGCCCUCAAGUCACCCUAUACAUUUUGUUAAUACAUGUUUUUAAUAUCUUUUAUAACAAGGAGGCUAUCAAACUUUUCCACAAGAUUGCUACGCCCUGCAUAAAAUGAUUUUCCAUAAAAAAUGGAUUAUUAACGAUUUCCCUAUUAAAAAGAAUAAUGUAAAAUUAAAUUUACUUCACGUGAAUAUCUACAAAAUGGGCUGAUUUAAGGUGUCAAAGAGAAACUACAUACAGUUUACUGUUUCAUAGUUAAAUGUCAUAUAUUAACUGUUAAUAAUGGACACCCAGGCGAUUUCCAAUGAUCUAUGGUCUUUAACCGAAAUUUAUUUAUUACCUAGUCAUACCUUUGAAAUCACUAUGUAAUCUUUUGCAUUUUUGUUUGGCGAGUUAUCUUUCAAUAAAUGCUAGUAUUGUAACCAAAAUUAAAAUUUCAGCACACAGAACUCACAUAAUUGUUAUGCAAUUCUUAGAUUGUCGUCCUUAUACACGAUGUCACAAGGAUGGCUUAAACAAAUGUUUCUAAAGUAGGCCUUGAAAAAAGUGUCACGGACAUUACUACUUGUCUUGUGGUUUAGCAAAGCAAAAAGAAUCGAGUAUUUUUUAAAUGUGACUUUGUGAGGGCUUUACUUUUUAUUGUCAAUGUUAUAGAUGGACUGAAGCUAUAGAAUGCUCAAAUAAAAUUACAAGAUAGCUAGAUUGGAUUCUAUUAUAAUCAACAAAAUUAAGUAGUAAUGAGAUUACAAUUGAAUUAAGUUUUAAAUUUCGUAUUGAUAUUUAAUUGCAUUUUGCAGUUGUAAUUUGGUUUUGCGGAUUUAAUAUAUUAAUGCAAGGUUGCAGUUUAUGCUUAAUACAUUUCCUAGAUAAUAUAAUUCGAGAUAAUAAUAGUCCCUUUAUUUUUACAUAAACUUAAAUAUGUAAAAGUUAGAUUCGUACCUUAAGUUGUAAAAAAAAUGUCCAGAGUCUUAAGAAAAAAGAUUAGCAAAAACGAUAAAGUAAGGUAACUGCACCAAUAAUUGACACUAUUAGACGCUGAUUUGUAUUAAAUACUUAAUUAUUUUCACCAAUAACAAAAAAAUUUAAGCAUAUAAUACGAUUUUUUCUUGUAGUUUAUAGUUUCUUGAGUUCAUUAGUUAUGUAUUUUUAGUUCUAAUAAUUUUGCUUUUCAUGAAAUAAAUAUUAUAAAAAAGUGUUUUGAAGUACCAGUCAUUGACACUUGAUUUUUUCCAUGUACCAGUAAUUGACACACCAAUUAUUGACACAAGGAACAUUUUUUUAUUAUACUUUUAAUUUUGAAUACACUAAGUAAAUAAAAAUAAACAGCAAAUUCAUAACACAAAAAAUGAAAAUUUAUGGGUGCUUUAGGCUUCAAAAAUAUCAAUAUUUUUUGAAAAUACAUAUUUUAUUCUGUCGCCGACAUUGUGUAGUUCCGGUUGGGAUAACUUUUUUAUGAUAUCCUCUAUCUUGAUUGUUGAAAUAUCACUAUCAACAAGUUUGAAGGUAUUCGUUUCAUUUGUUGAUUUAAGGGAUAUAACUUCAAUAUCGUUUCGGGAAUAUUUUUUCUGAACCACACAGAUAUAGUAGUCUAUUCUGUAUCAUGCAGUUGCUAGCUAGCAAGUGGCUCAGACCAAGGUCAGUCGUUAUGUUACCACUUUGAAAAAAUCGGAAUUCUCUAAAGUAAAAUCUAUAACAACUAGUGGUUAUAAAAGUGGAUUUCGAGUGACUUAGAAGCAGUCAAAUAUUUUUG